UGUGUACAUGUGUGUAUUUAAGUCCAUGACAGCUUAUUCUUUUUCAAGCUUAUUUUUUUUCCUGCAGCGAUACGGCAUUUCCCGGGUUUGCUAAACUAUGCAAAUUUGUGCUUUCAGUACUCUUCUCCUAUUUUUCUUUUUCGACUGGUUUCUUGAGUCACAUUGAUCAAACCAGAUACCACCCUUUCUUUUUACGGUUCGUGCUUUAGAGCAUGAUCAUGGGGUGGCAGUCGUUUGUGGUCCGAGUACAAAAGCUCCGGUCGUGGAAGAAGUGUUCGAGGUACAUUCAAGAGCAAAGGACGCGUCUUUACAUCAUUUGGAGGUGUUUGGUGUUUCUCUUAAGAUCGAAAUUAGAAAGUGCAAGUUUUGAUGAUUGAGGUAGAAACAAGACCUCAAAAUCUAGAUGAUCGUGUUGUCAAUAAAAAUGAGCCAAAUCAGCUGUCCAUGUCUUUCCGCGGUGGACAUUCUCAUCAAUUUGGUAUCCAUGGUUGACAGCUGAUCUGGCUCUUUUCUGUUUACAAGAGGGUCAUCAAGAUUUCGAGGCCAAAAGAUAGACCAUGAGAAGUAUGAGCAAUUUAGGGGAGGUAUUUUGAAAUUACAAGCAAAAUGGCUCGUCUGCUACUCAAACUUGACAUAGAUGAGGGAAAACGAGCAGAAUUCUCUCUGCCAAUCCAAUGCCAACAGGUUUGAAAUACAAACUUUCAUGGCAAGUUGGAGAUGAGAAAAUCAAUAAGAUUAAUAGAGAAUGUGUAAAAUUUAUGUAAAUUAAGUUGAUGGAAUAUAACAUUGAUUAUCUGUUAAGACCCUGUGUUGCUGCUAUGCUGCUGUUAUGGUCCUGUGAAGCUCCUGGUUAAUAGAUUGGUUGGGGAAUAGGUAAGAUGAAUCUGUGGAAGAAUAUUUCUAUAUUAGUAGUGUUCAUCUGUAAAGCAAGAACAAUUAUAACUGAAGAUUGUGUUAAUAUUUCAUAGAACGUAAAAGAACAGUUCCCAGCAUUCGAGAGGCUGGAUUCUCUCCUA
Olea europaea var. sylvestris is the source of this 1016-nucleotide messenger RNA. RefSeq lists its product as uncharacterized. The transcript has 2 exons. Gene Ontology annotation, biological process: negative regulation of cell population proliferation. The record is from RefSeq and is a predicted model, not a curated record. NCBI's taxonomy places the organism in Eukaryota, Viridiplantae, Streptophyta, Magnoliopsida, Lamiales, Oleaceae. Bases 213 to 377 code for a protein of 54 amino acids.